Exophiala viscosa is the source of this 1656-nucleotide messenger RNA. Its product is annotated as cytochrome p450 monooxygenase. The record is from RefSeq and is a predicted model, not a curated record. NCBI's taxonomy places the organism in Eukaryota, Fungi, Ascomycota, Eurotiomycetes, Chaetothyriales, Herpotrichiellaceae. Bases 1 to 1656 code for a protein of 551 amino acids. Gene Ontology annotation, molecular function: oxidoreductase activity, acting on paired donors, with incorporation or reduction of molecular oxygen; monooxygenase activity; heme binding. The transcript has 8 exons.
AUGGACCCCUCCACGCUUCGUCUAGGCGUCUUCCUACUAUUGACUUCUGCUUUCCUAGCAUGGAAGCUGCGUAGAGUUGGCCGAAGGCCAUCAGGCAUGCCACCAGGGCCUCCAACACUCCCAAUACUUGGAAAUCUUCAUCAGAUGCCUACCAAAAGGCCGCACUUACAGUUCCAAAAAUGGGCAGAGGAAUAUGGGCCCGUGUAUUCCCUUAUGCUGGGUACUAAGCCGACGAUUAUACUCUCUUCGGAUGUGGCCAUCAAAGACUUGCUUGACAAAAGAGGUGGGAUCUAUUCUGAUCGUCCUGAUAUGUUCAUCAGCCAGAGGGUGGCGAGUGGAGGCCAUCGGUUGGUGGUGAUGAGGUAUGGAGAGACCUGGAGACUUAUACAUAAGUUGGUGCACAAUAUUCUCAAUAUAAACGUUGCGGAGAAGUAUGUUCCUUACCAGGACCUGGAGAACAAAUUCCUUCUGCAAGGCCUACUGGACCACCCUGACGACCUCUUCAACCAAAUCCGACGAUUUAGCUACUCGGUCUCUACUCAGCUUAUUUUUGGCUUCCGAUGUCCGAGUUUCGAUGACCCCAUGCUGGAAAGACUGUUUUAUACUGUGGAGGAGUGGGGAAGAGUAUCCGCAAGUGGGCUCGCCCAGGUUGCGGACCUCUAUCCCAUUAUUCAAAAGCUGCCGUCAUUUCUUGCUCCUGGAGCGGUGAAGGACGCAGAACAUGUACACAAAGUCGGCCGAGAGCUUUACACGGGCCAUUGGCUGAACGCAAAACAAAAGUUGGAGGAUGGAACAGGCCUGCCUUGCAUCUGCAACGAUCUUCUUCUAGCUCAGCAAAGUGAGCAGCUGUCUGACGAGGCUGUCGGUUAUAUCGUUGGCUCCUUGCUGGAAGGUGGUUCUGACACCACAUCGUCCACGCUGUACGGCUUCAUCCAGGCGAUGAUGGUGUGGCCUGAAGUUCAAAAGAGAGCUCAAGAAGAGAUCGAGCGAGUGGUUGGAUCCAAUCGUCUUCCAGUCAUAGACGACUACCAGAACCUUCCUUAUAUUCGAUGUUGCGUGAAGGAGACGCUGCGCUGGAUGCCCACCGUCAUAAUGGGUGUUCCUCAUGCUGUCGUGAAAGACGACAGCUACAACGGCUGGUUUAUACCAAAGGGCGCUACAGUUAUAAAUAACGUCUGGACCAUACAUAUGGACCCUAAUCGAUCGCCCGAGCCCCGUCGAUUUAAUCCCGACCGAUAUGCGGACGAUCAGACCACUCUUUACCAGUCGGCGAACGGAGAACCCAUGAAGCGCGAUAAUUUCAACUUUGGCGCUGGGCGCCGCCUUUGCCAGGGCAUACAUAUAGCAGAGAGGUCGCUUUUCCUGGGUAUGUCGAGAAUCUUGUGGGGAUUCAAUUUGAAUACGCCGCUGGACGACAACGGAAAUCCCGUUACACCCGACGUCGAUAACCUCGUCGGCGGCAUCACAGUUCAUCCCGCUCCUUUCCAGAUCAAAAUUGAGCCAAGAAGCCCGAAACGAGCCCAGAUCAUUCGUGGUGCGGUGGAGGAUUGUAAGGAUCUCCUUGAUGCCGGCUCUGGUCAGUGGAAGAAAGUUCCAGAUGGGAUGGUCUUCGGCUCUUGGAAACCGGACGCUCAGACCAUGAAUCUAUAUUUCUAG